UUUCGUGUCGUUAAUUUGUUGACAAAAUUUGUUGUGAUUUUUUGGUUAUUUUGUAAAUGUCUAAAAUGAAUUUAACAUCGUUUGCAGCCGUUUUAAUUUAUUUAACCACCGUUCAAUCUUACAAUAUAUUGCAAGUAUCACCCAGUCCCAAUGUGCAUGGAGGACAAAUGAACCGAUACCAUGAAGUAGACUACGCCGUCAGAAAAUGGCCAGAUGGAAUUGCUUACUUCACAAUUGACUCAAGUUUAGCUAAAUUCGAAAGUGAAAUUUUACGAGCAAUUCGUCAAAUUGAAGGGACAACAUGUAUACGCUUUGUUACACGCACCGACGAGAUAAAUUACAUGUCAAUGAGAAUGGUUGAGACCGGUUGCUCAGCACCAGUUGGAUUUCAAAAUUCUGGUCCACAAGACAUUUUGAUUUAUGAACCGGAAUGUGGUUUUUAUUCGUAUUUCUUGCACCAAUUGAUCCAAUCAUUGGGAUCCAUUCAUGAACAUCAGCGUUCUGACAGGGAUGAAUAUAUUACGGUGCAAACGGAAGAUCUUCCAGAAUCAUCCUUGGCCGUUUUUCAAAAAAUGAACGAAAGCGCACACAUCCGGUCCGAAGUGUAUGAUUUUGAGAGUGUCAUGCAUUAUGGAUCAUUCAGAUUUCAAACGAAUCAGGGUGGACCGGCUAUGUUAUUCAAGAAUGGCAGCCUAAUUCCCGAAUUGCAAACAAAGACGCAGUUAAGUGAUUUGGAUAUUGUUGGCUUGAAUCGGCUGUACGAGUGUAGCAAUGCGAAAAGAUUAUUUAUAACGACAGGUAAUUCUCUGAUGCUCGUCAUUUUUUGUGUUAUUAAAACUUAUUUAUCGGCUGAUUGAGCGACUUUACAACGAUAAAAUAAACGAAUUAUCGCUGAUUAUUUAG
Molecule: messenger RNA, 903 nt
Organism: Bradysia coprophila
Lineage: Eukaryota; Metazoa; Arthropoda; Insecta; Diptera; Sciaridae
Product: astacin-like metalloprotease toxin 5
Biological process (GO): proteolysis
Molecular function (GO): zinc ion binding; metalloendopeptidase activity
Source: RefSeq, a predicted model, not a curated record